Molecule: messenger RNA, 708 nt
Organism: Pseudocercospora fijiensis CIRAD86
Lineage: Eukaryota; Fungi; Ascomycota; Dothideomycetes; Mycosphaerellales; Mycosphaerellaceae
Exons: 3
Coding region: 1-708 (235 amino acids)
Source: RefSeq, a predicted model, not a curated record
AUGGCUUCUCCAAAGCCAGAGAUUAGGGCCUUGCAACAAGAGCGUCUCAUCAGCAUCACGAUCGGAGAGAAUCGCAAGCCAAUUCAGAUCCAGCAGAAGGUACUCGAGGGUGCAUCUGACUGGUUCGCCAAGGCACUCAAGCGCGACACUUUCGUUGAGGGCAAGAACGGGAAGCUCAACUUUCCUGAUGAUGAUGUCGCGGCUUGGGAUGUUCUGAUCUAUUGGAUGGUCAAUCACAGGAUGUUUCCGAACGGUCAAGAGCGAGGUGAUGUCGUCUUGGUGACGAAAUGCUGGAUUCUUGGCGACAAGUACGAUAUCAAGCCAUUCCAAGACCAAGCAAUGUACAAAUUGAUCUGCUACCUCCAUUGCGUUAGUAUCGGCCCUAGCUUCCCGGCGGACGACCUCAACGCGAUCCUUCGUCUUUGCCCUCCCGGUUCCGUCUUGGGGAGGAUUUUCGCUGAGGAUCUCGCCAACGGACUCGCCUUCAAUGCGAUCAGCUGGGACUGGCUCGCAGGCCUCGACAUGGGUCAUUUGUGGAAAGAAUUUUGCAAGGCAAAGACUGUCUUGAAGAGUAAUCCGCAUUGGCGAUUUGCGAAUCGUCGCGGGAAGCCCCAAAACGAUUACAGGCCUCACUGGACUGAUUACAUGGUCGGAGGUUUGGCUGAGAAUACUUGGGCUCCAGUGCAGACGAUGGACAGGUCAGACUGA